AGUCUGAAGCGCACUUUUCAUCUACCUGCUGCCUUGCCUCUCUCCUCCGUCUUGAUUGGCCCUCUGGAGCCAAAUCCCCUUGAAUGAUUUCAAACCCGAAGACUUUGGACACAACAGGAGGAGGAGGAGGUGUUCGCUGGAAACUGGGCAGGGUGGAAGAGACGGAGCCCUCUCAGUCCACCGAACGCACCAUCUCAUGACAGAGGUUUUAUCCGCGGAGAAGCGCUGUUGCUGACGGCUUACCGCGUCCAGACGGUGGGAAAGGUGGAAAGACACGGACUGAAUUCGCUUUAACGCUCGCGGACCUCUCUGAAACCAACCCGCUUUUUUCUUUCUUCCUUCAUUCCUUCCUUCCUUCCUUCCUUCCUUCCUUCCUUCCUUUCUUUUUUUUUUUUGGCUAUUAUUUUUGUAUAAGCACUUGAGUGGAGUGAUGGUGUCUAAGCUGUGGGACGCGGUGUGCUGACUGGACUUGUCGCUUGAGACUAAUAGGACCAGACCGGGAAUUCCUCCGAAUAAAUAUCUAAACACAAACAGUAAUUACUGGAGAAAUGUGAGUACCAACAGUUGUCUCCGAGCUCCACUGAGGCUUUUAUUUACCAGAUCAAAAGGGUUUGGAGGGAAGAGCAUUCAGCUCAUGCACAGAUUGCCAUAGCAUCCCAUUAAUAUUUCCACUCCUUUCAGAGCCUAACAGCAUCUUCACAUUUUGGACAAUGUGCUCGUUUCUCAACACCAUUCCUCAGCUCAGGUCGGGUCGAAUCGGGUCCUCGCAGUAAAUUCCGAGCCACAGGUUUCACAAACUGAGAUUCAGACUACAGUCAUGGCUAAAAAUCCCUCCGAUGGGGCCAAGGAUGACCUGAGCCAGCUGACGGACGAUGACCUGCUGCGGUGCAGCAAAGAGGAGCUGGUGAGGAAGCUAAGGAGGGUCGACAGCGAGAAAAUGAACUUGAUGAUCGAGCACGGCAACAUGAUGAAAGACAUCAACCGGCGGCUGCAGGUGCACCUGCACGAGAUCCGCAGCCUGAAGGAGGUCAACCAGAAGCUGCAGGACGACAACCAUGAGCUCCGGGAGCUCUGCUGCUUCCUGGACGACGACAGACAGAAGGGCAAGAAGUUGUCCCGGGAGUGGCAGCGCUUCGGCCGCUACACUGCCAGCGCCAUGUGGAAGGAGGUGGGCGCCUACAUGAUGAAGCUCAAGGAGCUGGAGGCCAACCAGGAGAGCGUGUUGAGGGAGAACUCGGAGCUCAAGGAGAUCAUCCUCAUGCUGGACGAGGAGAGGAACGGGGCCGGCUCCAGGAGCUCCAUAGACAGCCAGUCUAGCCUCAGCAACCUGAACGGCAGCGCGGGGACGGUGAGGGAUGUCGGAGACGGGAGCAGCACGUCCAGUACGGGGAGCGCGGGAAGCCCGGAUCACCACAAUCACAACCACGUACACAAGCCCUCUGAAAACAGCAAGAUGCCCACCAUGAGGAGGUCGAUGGAUGAUCUGUCAGCUCCACAUCAUCACAGGAGCAUCCCCAACGGACUCAACGAUUCCUCCUCCAACUACAUCAGGCAGCUGGAGACAAAGGUCCGGAUACUGGAGGACGACAACAAUAAACUCCUCUCUCAGGCCCAUAACCGCUAUAGCUUAUCACAGAUACAGACGAAAAAGCAGUGCAACCUGGGUGACCUCCGAGUCCUGAGGAAGGGAAUGACUCUGUACCACUCCGAGUCCCAGCUGUCCUCGCUGCCCCAGCGCCAGGAGGCCAUGCACAUGGGCACAAACCGUCUGCCAACAAGUGAGUCGUCUCCUGCCACCGGCUACCUGUCCUGUGUCCAGAAGCCCGAGGCGGUGGUGCACGCCAUGAAGGUUCUAGAGGUCCACGAGAAUUUGGACAGGCCGGCUCCCGAGGACUACGAGGACGAUCUGAGUGAGAAAGAGAAGGCCAUCGUGCGAGAGAUGUGCAACGUGGUGUGGCGGAAACUGGGCGACGCCGCCGGAUCAAAGAUGUCCAUCAGGCAGCAUCUCUCUGGGAACCAGUUCAAGGGCCCGCUGUAGCACCGACGACCCGACUCGCCUACAUUCACCCGGGGGGGAGAGAGGGAGUCGCCACCGCAUUAAACCUGCCAACACCACCCAUCCCUCCGCGCUCCACCACUGCCGACGGAGAAUCAGCUGCCCCCUCCCGCCCCUUGUAGAAAACGCCCUCUUUAGGACCGACUGAGUCGGCUACAGGAUGGACUACGUAGUUUUGAUAUUUACAUGUGCAGUGAAAUUAUUACACACCGUUUCUAACCAGUCGAUGGUGAAGGCGACUACUGGCAGCUAGUUUGGCCACUUUCCGUCAGUCUCAAACACUCGCGCCGCUCUGUUAGCCUCUCUCGAGGGCAUGGCGGCGCAACACGGUUUCAAGCACAGACGCGACAAAGCCGCAGGAGCCGAGGCCUCACCCCGCGUGCUACGGGGGCUCAAAAGUGCCACAAUGCGACAAAUAAUUUGUCAAAUAAAUACUCCGAAUUAGCGGUGGGCAAAAUAGACUUAAAGUUUUAUUUUUUGGUGUUACUGUUAUGACAAUUAAAGCUACUACAUUUUCCAUCUUUUUUUUUUUUUUAGGUAUGGUUGUGACUGUGUGUCACAGCAGUCAGGGCCCCCACAGACACAAAUAGUGCUCCUGAAAAACAUUCCCACUUGUAAUAAGCUACUUUAGUUUACCAGCUUAGUGAUCUGUAUCACUAAACUUGCUCACAGUAAUGAUAUUUUCAAAUAUACUGAUCCUUAUGUUGAACAAACGGUGGAGAAAAUGGUGAAGCUAACAAUCUCAACAGUAAUUACCGUUUUGGGUGAUUUUUAAACAUCAUUAAUCAGAAUUUAUGGUGACAACGCUAAAUCACAAUUCUUAUCGUGAUAGGAAAUGUAUCACCAUAAAUGGUAAACGAUACGAUAAAUGCAUAAAACUUCAUCUACGGUAGAUACAUUUUAAAACAAACCUCAGUAUUUACAUAAAUGAUUCAAUAGUUUAUUAAAUUAGUUAUAUAAAUCGAACCCGUUUUGAUAUUUAUUUAUUUCACAUUUGAGCAAUGAAAUUAAUUCAAAAUGUGCUGCGACACAUAACACACGAUCUGAAAAAAAAAAAAGUCAAUUCAAUUUUACCAGAUGGUUUUCAUAUUUGUUUUUUUUUUUUAAUUAUUAUUAUUACUUUGCUUUUUCUUUUAUUAUUUCAACAUUUAUGCAACUAUAAUUAAAAAAUUUUAUUUCUUGUAUUUUCACGUCCAUAUUUAUUUUACAACUUAUUUUUACGAAUUUUGGCACUUUUGUUCCCGCAAGCAGCAGGGCUGAGAGGGCAACAGUGUGGCUGAAUUUUUAGAUAACUUUUAAUAGUAACCCCUGUAUAAAUAAAUGUAAAAAGAAAAGUAAAAAAAACUAACUCCUGUCACACGGACCUUUCCACACCCUACUGGUCAACGAGUAUAAUUAGGAUUAGCAUCCUGAGACGUUAAGUGAAACCCACUGUGAUCUUGCGCCUUUUGCUCGUGAUAGUCUAUGAAUCUAAUUACGUCUAGGGAUCGCUGUUGACUUGUGUAUAAUGUGUAUAAAACCAUAGCACUACUUUGUGUUGAUUUGACGUUUGUACACUAGCGUGGCCACGUGAUCAAACUUUUUUUUUUUUCUGUUUCGAAAGCACACUCACAGUCUGACCUCCAACCGGGUUUGCUUUUGGUAUUAACCGUGUAUUAUUAUUAUUAUUGUUAUUGUUAUUAUUAUCUUCUCUUUUUUUCCAGAUCAACCUUUAUAAUACCUUCUCAAUUGAACCUCUGAAAAUGUACCGAGGCCAUUCGGGUUCUUCAGAUGAUUUUAUGACUUUGUGGAAAAAAAAAAAAAGCUAAAAACUUUGGAUGCUGUGUGCUUGUCAGACAAUCAUGUUCUCAGGUUGGGAGGGCGAGAGCUUUACCUUCACCCAUCUCUGAGUCAGUGUGUGUGUGUGUGUGUGUGUGUGCGUGUGUGUGUGUGUGUGCAUGUGAAUGAAGACCGGAUGGUUUUCUUGCGGCUGUAGCAUCUGGUUGCAACACGAUGCAUUUUCUGAAUCCAUGCAGGAGCUUACCAACUGCAAUAAGAUUUUUGAAGGUCUAACCGUAGGUGCGCUACGAUUUUUUAUUUUAAGGAAAUUGCUCAAUUAGAUUCUUUCUGUUCUGGAUUCAGCGGGUGCACAAUUUCUUUCUACCUUUACCUUUUCGACCUUAGAAUAUGAGAAGUGUGUCUUCCCUUCGAUGUCUUUACACCACGAAACUUUGUAAAAAUGAGUAUUUCUUGAUGUCAGUAUGAGCAGUUCAUCAGCGUAUUUAUUGCCAGGUUUAACAUAGAGGCUGGGGGAGCAAACGGGUUCAUGAAUUGAUUCUUUCUGAUCGAUCUGUAAGUUUUAUCCGACGGCUGUGACAUAGGCCUACGGACGGAACGGGCUCUCUGGUGAUAUUUGUUCCAGUUCCGUCACCGACCUUUCUAUCCCUAAAACGGUAAAAGAAAAGCAAUCAAAGUAUUCAUUUUAAAGUGUCCUUUUUUUCUAGGAACUGCUUUAAAGCCAUGGUACAAUUUUGAAUACUUAAAACAAAACAAAAAAAGAAAAAAAAAAAAGUGGCGUUUAGUUUGAAAUUUGCCACAUUUUCCUUGAUUAUGUUUCGAUUUGGUACCCAACUACGUUUUAUUAUUAUUAUUAUUAUUAUUAUUAUUAUUAUUAUUAUUAUUAUUAUUGUUUUAAACUUUUUCUCUUUAAUGCUCCUUUUUACACCUGUGUGCUAACACCCACAAUCCAAAUCUCUAGGAUUUCCGAACCAAACGUGAAUCUUGUAGCAACUAGCAUGACUGUAACUGUUUCUCAUGAAUUUCACUGAUAAAAAAGAAAUAAAAAUAAUCAGCAAUUUUCAGGUGAAAUGUACAUGAAUUAGGCCACUUUUAGAAAACUCUGGGAAAAAAAAAAUAAACAAGUUGCUUCAUGGUG
This is a messenger RNA of Xiphophorus maculatus (southern platyfish), 4970 nucleotides long. It is a transcript of the gene ccdc85cb, whose product is annotated as coiled-coil domain containing 85C. Bases 818 to 2038 code for a protein of 406 amino acids. The transcript is spliced from 7 exons. The record is from RefSeq and is a predicted model, not a curated record. Gene Ontology annotation, cellular component: apical junction complex. NCBI's taxonomy places the organism in Eukaryota, Metazoa, Chordata, Actinopteri, Cyprinodontiformes, Poeciliidae.